Messenger RNA from Apodemus sylvaticus (European woodmouse), 1593 nucleotides. RefSeq names its product protein SCO1 homolog, mitochondrial (gene Sco1). NCBI's taxonomy places the organism in Eukaryota, Metazoa, Chordata, Mammalia, Rodentia, Muridae. Gene Ontology annotation, biological process: mitochondrial respiratory chain complex IV assembly. The coding region runs from base 53 to 907 and encodes 284 amino acids. The record is from RefSeq and is a predicted model, not a curated record. The transcript is spliced from 6 exons.
GCGCGAGCGGAAGUGGAGAGGCAGCCCAAAGGAGGCGCGGUCUCCUAAACUCAUGGCGGCUCUUGUACGGGCAGCGGUGGUGCGUUCGCAGUGUCGCCAGCUCUGGUGUCUGUUCCCUCGCGGCCGUGGGCUCAGGGAUGUGGCGGAGACGCCGAGAACGGAGGAGGCGCGCUGCUGCCUGGGGAGCCGAGCCUUCAGCGCCGGACCGCCACCGCCGGGGGCCGGACCGGAACCCAAGGGCAGCCAAGCCAGGUCUCACCGCCCGAAGCCUGGGCCUGUUUCUUGGAAGUCUUUAGCACUCACUUUUGCCAUCGGAGGAUCUUUAUUGGCAGGAAUGAAGUACUUCAAGAAAGAAAAGAUAGAAAAGCUGGAGAAACAACGGCAUCGCAGCAUUGGGAAGCCUUUACUAGGGGGACCAUUUUCCCUCACAACUCACGAUGGAGAGCCCAAAACUGACAAGGACUACCUGGGUCAAUGGGUAUUGAUUUAUUUUGGCUUCACUCAUUGCCCUGAUAUCUGUCCAGAAGAACUAGAAAAAAUGAUUGAAGUCGUGGAGGAAAUAGACAGCAUUCCAUCCCUGCCGAAUUUAACUCCACUUUUCAUCACCAUUGACCCAGAAAGGGACACAAAAGAAGCCAUUGCGACUUAUGUGAAAGAAUUUUCUCCCAAACUGGUUGGUUUGACUGGCACAAAAGAAGAGAUUGAUGGAGUGGCCAGAGCAUACAGGGUGUAUUACAGCCCUGGCCCUAAGGAUGAGGAUGAGGACUACAUAGUGGAUCAUACAAUAAUAAUGUACUUGAUUGGACCGGAUGGACAAUUUCUUGAUUAUUUUGGACAAAACAAGAAGAAGGCAGAAAUAGCUGGCUCAAUUGCUGCACACAUGAGGUCACACAUGAAGAAGAGGUAGCCAGGGAUGCGUUGCCAGAUACGGGAUUGACUCGCUGAAGAGGAAGCUUUGUCUCCCAGAGGAACCUCUGUAUAAUGUUACGUACAGCAUGGACUUCAUACCCUGAGAACAUCAUUCUACAUGAGCUGUUACCCUGGGGCUCAGCCAACCCAGUCUGCCGCAAAGCUAUCAUGAGUCCAAAGGACCAGGGUAGGCAGAGCCAGUGGAGAACAGACGUCCAGAACCAUCAGAGAGGCACACAAAUGCACAUCUGUAGGCACUGGAGUAACAUUGCCGCCUCGCCAGUGUCUGCUUGCUCAGGUGUGUGGGGCCAAAUUCUACAGGAAAGAGGGUCACUUCCGUAAUGCUCUCACUGUUUCAACUUGUGUACCUGUUUGCUCAUAGUCAGCAUUGGUGUUCAAGUCAUCUUUAUACUUGAGAAUAGAAGCUCAGCUUCUUUAAAAAGGAAUGUCACCGUCAAGUCUGCACCUCAUUCCCACUGCAGGUGCUGCGUUGGAGGAGAAAACUUACUGUUUGCACAGAACUGUUGGUUCAGUCCCCGCCUUGUUAUUUUUUUAAUAGCUGAGUGAUUUGACUGGUUUUCAGUGGUAGACCAAAUGGAAAUGAGAAUAUUUAUCAUGACUAUGAUCUGGUAUUUUUAUGUAUCAGAUUGCACAAUGUAUGAAAUAAAAGAUGUGGUCAGUCUA